This is a messenger RNA of Bacillus rossius redtenbacheri, 1210 nucleotides long. Its product is annotated as thioredoxin domain-containing protein 9. Bases 203 to 868 code for a protein of 221 amino acids. The transcript has 4 exons. The record is from RefSeq and is a predicted model, not a curated record. Gene Ontology annotation, cellular component: cytoplasm. Lineage: Eukaryota; Metazoa; Arthropoda; Insecta; Phasmatodea; Bacillidae. Gene Ontology annotation, biological process: microtubule cytoskeleton organization.
UUCGAACUGCGCAGCUUGCUGUACUGACCUCGGCUAGCGAGUCGGGGAUGUUACGUGCUUUCGCUCUGCCACUUACGUAAGCCCUGCGUCGCAAGGCUGUGUCCGUUCAGCUGCCUGUCGUGUCGGACGUGUGGCGACCCUGGGUCGCGCCGUGUCGCGCGCUCGGCGUUUCUCGGGUCGAGAGAGAGAGAGAGAGAGGGACAUGGACGCGGGCCAGGUGCUGCAGCAGCAGCUGCUGCGGGCGGCCGAGGUGGUGGAGGAGCAGCUGGAUGACGAGCUGCGCAAACUGGACCGCCUCGACGAGGACGGCAUGGAGGAGCUACGAGAGCGCAGGCUCCGCGCGCUCAAGAAGCAGGCGGAGCAGCGCCAGCUGUGGCUCUCCGCGGGCCACGGGGAGUACUCGGAGCUCCCGGAGGAGAAGGAGUUCUUCGAGGUGACCAAGAAGUCAGCCAACGUGGUGUGCCACUUCUACAAGAACGACUCGCCGCGCUGCAAGAUCGUGGACCACCACCUGAGGGCGCUGGCCCGGUCCCACGUCGAGACGAGGUUCGUCAAGCUGGACGUGGAGCGCUGCCCCUUCCUGACAGGCCGGCUGCGGAUAAAGGUGAUCCCGACGCUGGCGCUGGUGAAGGAGGGCAAGACCAAGGACUACGUGGUGGGGUUCACGGACCUGGGCAACCGCGACGACUUCUCCACCGAGACGCUGGAGUGGCGCAUCGCGCAGGCGGGCGUCAUCAGCUACGCGGGCAGCCUGCUGGAGCCGCCCGACGAGAGCCGCCGGCGGCCAGCCGACCUGCUGGGCCGAGGCGGGCCCAAGAAGACCAUCCGCGGGCGGGACGACUCGGACGACUCUGGCGACGACCUGUGAACCCACUCUCUCGUUCUCUCGUUCUGCUCGCAACUAACGCUUGCUACUCAAUCACCAGCUGUGAUUCAGCCCUGAUAACAACUAAAUUAAUGUUUCACAUUCAUAUGUAUUUUUGCCUUUUUCAGCAAGUUUGCACGCCGAGAAAUUUAAAAUAAUUCCCAAAACUAAACACGUACCGUAGUGACUUUAUAAUUAACAGGACUGCUGCUCAAAAAUAAGUUGUUUAGUGAUUUGUGCUAAUAUUUAACAAAUUCAAAAAAAAAAAAAAAAUUAGUUCUUAAGUACAAUGUUGUAAAACUUGUUACUGUUUUCUAUUUUAAAAAAAAAAUUUUUGGUACACAA